AAUAUCCAAUAUCCAAUGGGACUGGAAAAAAAACAUAAAAGCAUCAAAUGGAAUAUACCUUUUAAGAAUUUGUCAGGUCUAUAAAGACAGAGACAUCUCACUCAAUGGAUCCCUCUUUUACUAAACACAACAACAACAAAACUCAAAACAUACUAUGACUUGCAGCCAAAACAACAACAACAACGACAACAAGUACCAGAUCUGCGAAGAGAUCGGUCGUGGACGCUUCGGAACCGUCACUCGCGUCUACGCGCCAGCCACCGGUGAUUUCUUCGCAUGCAAAACCAUCGAUAAAAGCUCCCUCACCGACGCGCUCGACCGCGCGUGCAUCGACACCGAGCCCAAACUCAUGGCUCUCUUGUCUUACCACCCGAACAUCAUCCAAAUCCACGACCUCGUCGACACGGACUCCACCCUCUCCAUCUACAUGGAGCUAGUGGACCCCUCCGUCUCCAUCUACGACCGCCUCGUCUCCUCCGGGACCUUCUCCGAGUCCCAAACGGCGUCGUUCGCCAAACAGAUCCUCCAGGGGCUCUCGCAUUGCCACCGGUACGGCGUCGUUCACAGGGACAUUAAACCGGAGAAUAUUUUACUUGAUCUUAGGAACGAUGCGGUGAAGAUCUGUGACUUCGGGUCCGGGGUUUGGUUGGGUGAGGGAGAGACCACCGAAGGUGUGGUGGGGACGCCGUAUUACGUGGCGCCGGAGGUUCUGAUGGGGUGUUCUUACGGUGAGAAGGUUGAUCUCUGGAGCGCGGGUGUUGUUUUGUACACGAUGCUCGCCGGAGCUCCGCCGUUUUACGGGGAGACGGCAGAGGAGAUUUUUGAGGCCGUGCUGAGAGGGAACUUGAGGUUUCCGCCGAGUGUGUUCAGAGGUGUGUCGUCGAUGGCUAAAGACUUCUUGAGGAAGUUGAUGUGUAAGGAUGCUUCUAGAAGACUCUCAGCUGAACAAGCUCUCAGGCACCCAUGGAUUCAAAGAGCAGGGGAAGCAGAGGAAAGAUUCAUCUAGAAAGAUUCGGAUAUAUAAGUGAAGAGGGGAGAAUAAGUUAAUGUAGUAUUAAUAAGUAAUGAGAGUGCUUAUCGCUUUUUCUUGGUCUUGGUCUAGGUCUGACAGUAACAUGUGUGUGGGAGUAUGUCGGCAUGUAAAUGGGUGGGUUUGCUUUGUAUAUUAUGCCUACUCACAUGGUAAAAGGCUCUUCUGGAAGAACGCAUAAAAAAAAGGAGCUAAAUAAAUAAAAAAGAGGUUGCUGCCAAGUUCCAAGCUGGCUGGCUUCUUCUGAGUGAUGUUUGGCAAUGAGUUUUUUCUUCUUUCGUUUUGUGAAAUGUUGGCUUUUGCUGUUUAAGUCCUUUAGGGUAGUGUAGUGUAGAGGAUAACUAUCUUUUUCCGCCUUUUAGUGUUUUAUUUUCUGCCUUUGAGGUGUGUAAAAGGAUGAGAGAAAGCAGAGUUGUACUCUUCUUUUCCUUGCUUUAUCAAUAAAUAAGUUAUGUAUGCUUUUGCUUUUCU
Brassica rapa (field mustard) is the source of this 1501-nucleotide messenger RNA. Its product is annotated as phosphoenolpyruvate carboxylase kinase 1. NCBI's taxonomy places the organism in Eukaryota, Viridiplantae, Streptophyta, Magnoliopsida, Brassicales, Brassicaceae. Gene Ontology annotation, biological process: protein phosphorylation. Gene Ontology annotation, molecular function: protein kinase activity; ATP binding. The record is from RefSeq and is a predicted model, not a curated record.